This is a messenger RNA of Aureobasidium vineae, 723 nucleotides long. NCBI's taxonomy places the organism in Eukaryota, Fungi, Ascomycota, Dothideomycetes, Dothideales, Saccotheciaceae. The record is from the annotation of a GenBank genome assembly.
AUGCUGGCGACGUCGAAUCUCGGAUCCACUCCCUCUCAACCACACAAGUUCUUACCCAGCGUGCCGUCGCCACUCUCUCCUCGACGCGCAAAUGUCAAGAGUUCUACUUCCUUCUGGUCCUUCGACACAUCAAUGGCGACCUCAACAUCUCAACAAGCAUCAAAUAAGCAAUCACACGUUCCUUUCUCAUCCCGACCAGUAAAAGCUGCUCCCAUACCCCGCUCCGAUGCAUUGCGCGAACGUCGCAGGGACAUGUUUUUGCGCAAGGUCCGCCAGGCCCGCGAUGAGAACAAGUGGGACUCGAGGAUAGACGAUAAGCGACGAUGGGAAGCCGAACAAGUACGAUCCGCGCCAUCACUUCACCCCGAAUUUGCAGAAGCAGAAGAAGCCUCGGACUACGACCUACCCACAUACAGUAGCCAGAUGGCAUGGGACCCACAAUCUCAGCCUGAAUAUCCUCCAGACUCAGAAGUCGAUGCUGUUUUACAACAAGAGAAUGAAGAGUUGGAAGCUUUGAUCGCUUUGAUGCAAGAGGAAGACGACCGCCGCAAUCAGCAGUCCAACAGUCAAGAAGCACAUGACGAUCGUUUUUCCGCCUUUGGCAGCGACGAUGAUGAGUACGACAACAUUUUCAUGAAUAUGAUAGAUGAGACUGGUGGUGCAGCUUCUGUAUCAGAGCCACAGCAUCAACAUACAGCAGAUGACGAGAUGGAUUUGAGCUAG